AUGUCGAAGAGCGGAUCCGAUGUGGAGACUGAUCUGUCCAAGGUCAAUAUGGAUCGUGGGGGCAAAUCAAAGAGGGAACGAUCUAGAGAUGUUGUUGCCAUGAUGGAGAAGCGGCUUUCUAAGAUGGAGAUUGCCGUGGUCGAGUUCGAUCAGCGACUCGAGGAGGACGUCCUUACGAAGGGUGGCUUCGAAGCUGUGGUGGAUGAGCUUCAAGGCCAAUUCCAAGGAGCCCUCAACUCCGCACUGGACAGCAUGCGGCUAGAUGUCCAAACCAAGCUAGAUCACUUCUUAGCGGAGCUUACAUCGCUUCGUGAGGAGGUGAAGGAUGUGAAGGGAGAUUGGGCUUUGUGCAAGGAAGCUGUCUUGAACAAGACCCGGACUCCGAAGGAACCCAAGGUGUUAGAUUCUUUCAAGCCCAAAUCCUAUAAUGGGAAGAGGGAGGCGAAGGAGCUAGACACAUUUCUGUGGAAUAUCGAAAGGUAUUUCAAGUAUCUGAAGCUCGAGGAUGAUGAGCCCAAGAUCAACACGGCAACGUUGUUUCUCACCGACAAUGCUCUCAUGUGUUGGCGUCGUCGAUCUAUGGAGAUCGAACAAGGUACGUUUACACUUGAGACUUGGGAUGAUUUUAAGAAGGAUAUUAUGUUGCAUUUCUAUCCAGAGAAUGCCAAGUAUGAGGCAAAGGAGAAGCUGAGAUGGCUAAAGCAAACUGGGAAUGUGAAGGACUAUGUCGCCAUGUUCACCAACCUUUUGUUCGAGGUGCCUAGCAUGACGGAUGAAGACAAGCUCAUGUACUUCAUGAGUGGCCUACAGAAUUGGGCCAAGUUGGAGUUACAAAGGAGACAUGUCCAAACCUUGUCAGAGGCGAUUGCUGCAGCUGAGUCUCUUGUUGAGUUCAAGAGGAAUGAUCAAGGCGACUCCAAGUUCAAAGGAAAGAAAAAUGGCAGUGGAUCCGGUGGGGAAGACAACGAGCCGAAAGAGGGUAGCAAGCCGGGAGACAAGUCUGACGGUCACAAGUCAUCCGGGAAGAAGAAUGACAAAGGUGACAAGGGGAAAGACAAGUCGAAGCUAGCUUGUUACUUGUGCGAUGGAGCGCACAUGAUGCGGGAUUGUCCGCGAAAGAAAGCUCUGAAUGCCAUGAACCAAGAGAAGGAAGAGGAGGCCGACAGGGAAGCAAGAAUGGGGGCCAUUCAUCGUUUCAAUGCUGUGCAGGCCAAAGUCGCUCAACCACAGGUUCAAGCCAAAGGUGUGAUGUUCGUCGACGCCAUGGUGAAUGGCAAGACAACCCGUUGCCUGGUGGAUACAGGUGCCUCGCACAACUUUAUGUCCGUGCAGGAAGCAAAGAGACUUGGGUGUCGAGUCUCGAAGGAAGCAGGCAGUAUGAAGACGGUGAAUUCAACUGCCAAACCGAUUGAUGGAGUAGCUCGUGGUGUGGAGCUACACAUUGCCACUUGGAAGGGAGUAGCUAACUUCUCCGUGAUCCCAAUGGAUGACUACGAUGUCGUGCUAGGAAUGGAGUUCAUGGACGAGGUAAAAGCAUUUCCCAUUCCAUUCUACAAUAUUAUGUGCAUUGCACAGGGUGGAGCAAUGCCAUGCAUGGUGCCAGUGGUGAGGCAACAAGGCGAGUCGAAGCCCUUGUCAGUCAUGCAAUUUUCCAAGUCUUGGAAGAAGGGCGAACCGACGUUCCUUGCAACUAUGAAGAUGGAUGUAGUUCAGAAGGAAGUCCAACCCGUCCCGAAAGCUGUGGAGGCAAUCCCUAAGGCGUUUGCAGAGGUCAUGCCCAAGGAGUUGCCCAAAACCUUACCACCUAGGAGGAAGGUGGAUCAUGCCUUCGAUGAGUCGAAGAGGGCACCGAUGGAGGAAUCAAUGCUGAGACUUCCUGAUCUUAGCAAACCAUUUGAGGUACACACUGAUGCAUCAGAUUCUGCUAUUGGUGGUGUACUCAUGCAGGAUGGACACCCAUUGGCUUUCAAGAGUCGGAAGCUCAAUGACAUGGACCAGAGGAUACGAGAGGGCUUGUUGCAUGAUCCCCAAAGUCUAUUGGAUCUUGUCAAAGAUGGGAAGACAAGAAGAUUUUGGCUCGAUGAUGGUGUUCUUUAUGCAACAAGGAAGAUGAUCUAUGUUCCAAGGUGGGACAAUCUGAGGCACCAUGUGAGUGCCAACCAGCGAGAUUGGGCAAAGUUGUUGGAUGUUGCUCAGUUCUCAUACAACUUGCAGCGGUCGGAGUCAACAAGGUCAAGUCCUUUCGAGUUGGCAACAGGACAACAACCUAUUACACCGAACACAGUGGUGUCAGGCUACACGGGGAGUAGCCCAGCUGCAUACAAGACAGCCAAGGAGUGGCAGGUGACUAAUGAGCUGGCUCGGGCUCAAUUGGAGAAGGCAACUCGGAAGAUGAAGAAAUGGGCGGACAAGCAUAGGCGAGAUGUUGUGUUCCAACCAGGUGAUAUGGUCUUCGUGAAGCUUAACCCCUCUCAACACAAGUCCACUAGAAAGUUACACAAGGCGUUGUUGAGGAGAUAUGAGGGCCCAUUUCCUAUCAUCCGAUCAGUAGGAAGAGCUGCUUACCGUGUGGAACUACCACCCCGAUUGAAGAUUCAUCCGGUGUUCCACGUGAGCAAUCUCAAGCCUUACCAUGCCAACCCCGAGGAGCCAAGUCGUGGAGAGUCUCAACGAGCCCCACCUUUGAUGGUGACUUCAUUUGACAAGGAGGUUGAGUGCAUCAUGGCCAAGCGAGAAGUGCGACGCAAGGGUGUACCGAGGUACUUUGAGUACUUUGUCAAAUGGAAGGGCCUGCCAGAUUCCGAAGGCAACUGGGAGAAAGAAGAGUCUUUGUGGAAGUACAAAGACAUCAUCGAAGCAUUCGAACGAGAAGGAUCUACCGCGGCGACGAGGACGUCUCCGGAUUAG
Molecule: messenger RNA, 2907 nt
Organism: Prunus armeniaca (apricot)
Lineage: Eukaryota; Viridiplantae; Streptophyta; Magnoliopsida; Rosales; Rosaceae
Source: the annotation of a GenBank genome assembly